AUUUAAAAGAAAGAAUUAGCCACAUAAAACACACUCAUUUUAUAAAGAAAAAUAAAGUUAAAAGAUCAGAAUGAUAUUAAGAAUUCUGGGGGAUGUGACGUUGUUUGUUUAGAACGCAAAAUCUGCGUAGCAACUAUUCCAACUUGCGUACGUGACUGAAACGUUUCAUAAAUGUUAGUUGAUAUAGUAUAGACGUGAUAAACGUGUACUGAAAGGCACCAUAUGUCGCUUUCUUUUGGUGUGGUUUAAUCCCGGUGUAGUGUAAAUGUGCAGUGUCAUGCUUUCGGAAAACCCCUCGGUGCGGCGUAUGGAUUAAACCAGCGGUCAACGGCAGCGAGCACGUUCUCGCUAUCUGUCACACGGCAUGCGGAGUCACGGCAGAUAAAUAUUUGUGGCUGCUAUUUGGCAAGCAGUCCGAGCGAAUACAGGACAGGCGCUGAGUUUGGUUUGCCCGCUCCAUUCUAUAAAGUCAUAUUUAUUUUUGUGGAAUUAAGCGGGAGGAUUAUAUCGCAGGGAGGAGUGCAGGUGGAGGCUGUGUAUUUUGGGGUCAUAUUUGCUGGAUAGGAAUGGUGUAGGGCGAGGAGGCCCUGUAGAUGUGUGUCAUGAAGCUUCUCACCGCCUGAGUGACCUCAUAAAGGGAGCACUUUCGCAUUCAAAAUGAUGAUGCAUAAGCAGUCGGCCCGUACCUCCCCGGGCAGCGUUUGUUCUCUGCGUGGAGGAGGUGUUCCUGGAUCCCCGGCCGUCACUAUAGUGGCCAAAAUGGACAAUCAAGUGAUUGGAUAUAAGGAUCUAGCAGCUAUACCUAAAGACAAGGCCAUUCUGGAUAUAGAGAGGCCUGACCUGAUGAUGUAUGAGCCCCACUUCAGCUAUUCACCGAUGGAGAGGUCAUUAUCUCCUCGUUCAAUCUCCCCUCCUCCAUCCCCAGAGAACACUCUAUCAAAGGAUGUCUAUCAGAGGGAUUGGUCAGAGCCCAAGUCGUCAGGCAGCUCGUCUCCAGCGUCCACACAGCUGAGUAAAAGCAUCACCGUCAGCACAAAAGUCCCACACCAGCAACAGCACUUCCACAGGCCAGACAAUGGAACCGACAUAUACAAGAAGCCACCAAUAUAUAAACAAGAUGUCUCAGCAGCCGCUCCACACAGUAAACACAUGGAGGAUUUAAUCAUUGAGUCUUCAAAGUUUCCCGCCGCACAACCUCCAGACCCCAACCAGCCCUCUAAGAUAGAGACGGACUACUGGCCCUGCCCUCCCUCACUAGCUGUUAUCGAGAAAGAGCGGAGGAAGAGUGUGGCGUCCAGGGUGGCUGAGGGAGAGGAGGGUGAGGAGGAUGAUAAAUAUGAUGACAGUGAUCUGUCUGAAGACAUGUGGAGACUUCGGCAAAUGCAGAAACAAGAGCUCAACAAGAUUCAAUCCAAUCUAGGAAAAUUGAUACUAAAGGAGGAGAUCGAAAGUACAGCCCCUGUCCGAAGGAAAACACAGUCUCUGCCCGACAGGACACACAUGCAUCUGGCCUCCAAAUCCCCCUCAUUUCCUUCCUACACUAAGACUGGCCUGACUAGGCUCCAGUCUGCAGAGUUCUCCUCUUCAAACAGUGAUAAAGGGAGUCAAAAUUUCCAGAACGGAGAUGCCCAAAGCAGAAGAAUAGACAGAGGGAAUUCACUCCCUAGUAUGCUGGAACAAAAGAUUUACCCAUAUGAGAUGCUCAUUGUGACACACAGAGGCAGAAACAAGCUCCCUCCUGGUGUAGACAGGACAAGACUGGAGAGGCACCUGUCACCUGAGGAAUUCCAGAAUGUCUUUGGAAUGUCCAUAGAGGAAUUCGACCAGCUCUCCCUUUGGAAGCAGAACGUCCUGAAAAAGAAAGUCUCUCUCUUCUAGUAGUCGGAGAAAUACGUUCUUUUACAAACACUGUCACGCAUCUGCACUUCUGCUUGUGAAAACAGUACAGGCGGUACAAGUUAAGGAAAGAUGAGGAAUGUGAUUAUGGAGCCAGCAAAAAAAAUCAGCUAUCCUUAUCGUUUGAUAAGCCCCAUAUCUGAUUGCAGCUAACAAUCAUAUCCGAGACUUUGAUGUCGUCUCUUUUUCUAGUUGCAGCUACUAUGUCAGGACUUCACUGAGGUUCUCUUCUGUGUGUGCUUAGUAAAGCUAUACACCGAUAUGAAUGCUACGAAUACACAUGAAACAGAUAUGAAUCACACCAGUUAUUUGAGCAGACCAAAUCCCUGCAGAACAUUUCAGAUGGACCAGCAGGAAUCUGUGAGUUUAAGUCACUGCCACACUUUUCAGCCUUUAUGUGCUAAGCAUGAAUUAACAAACCUUCAGAAUAUGGGUCAGUGACUUUUUUUGGUCCAGAUUUAUUCAUUUGUUAAAAAGAGAUUUAAAAUGUACAAUUUAUACAUAGAAAGAGUUGAAUAAACCUCUUCUUUGAUGAGCAUGAUUUUAUUUUCUGAAUUCAAUAAAAAAUCAUAAAAAUGACGGAACUGUCCUGAUAUAAAGAAGUUCUCGAAAAGAGAUUUGGCAUACUUUUUUUAUUUUUACUCUUUACAAAAAUGUGUAAUAUUUUAACAAAACUGCUUCACUGCUUAUUAAUGUUUUAGUUUUUUUUUACUUUUGUUGCUAAAUCAAAAUCAUGUGGUUUAACCGACAUGCAGGAAAAAGAUUGGAAAUUAACAUCAUUAGGUUAAUAUAAUAAUUAGACAUCUUUAUGACACGGCACUGAAAAUUCUUCAUUAUAAUUAUGAAUAACAAUUCAUGAAAUGUCCUUAAUUCAUUUCAAUAAAAAAUGUAAGGUAUAAACAUUUUUAAAAGCCAUAUAAAACCAGCAUACAUCAAUACAAAGAACACAAAUUGGCAUGUGCUUUAAAAUAGAUUUUUUUUUUAUUUACGUUUUUUUAAUUCUUUAUGGUGGACAGUCUCAUUUGUCACUGACCCAUAUCUGUAAAAGCAGCUCAGUAUUUGAAUUAAGCAAAUCAUGGAAUUAAGUACAAUUUAUACUAGAGACUCGAGACGCACAUGUUGCACACCCUCAUUCCUUACACCUUAACACCAAUAUUACCCACGCAAAUACCAGCGGCUCAAUAUACAGGUGUAGCAACAGCUGAUGAUUCCGAGUGAGAGUUUGCUGUUCCAAAGAGAGCUACUGUACAUUAGUGAGAGUUUACUGAAUAUUGGAUAUGAGACGUAUGAAUCCCGCAUGGCAAAUGUAUCCUGCUUUUCUUCAGUGAUGAUGGAUUGUGAAUUGUGGGUGUGAGCAAUACUUCUCCUCUUCCGCAGGAUGUAUAGAUCGAACCGUUUCACUCGCUCCCUCGAUCCUAUCGUCUUUUUCUCUCCCUCCUCCCCGUUUUGCUGCUAUUGCCUUUACUGUUUUGGUUCUAUCCUCUUUUGUUCUUGACGGGUGGACAUGUUUUUUAUAGUGUUCCUGUUUUAUAGGAUAAGGAUAGGUUCGGAUAUAAAGGGAUUUCAGACGUUAGCACCCGAUGGUUGCUGUUAGUCUGAAGGAUUGAUUUUGCAGCCCUGGUUUUUGCUUUGUGUAGCUUGACAAAUACAAGGUUGAGCAGAAUUCAGAGUCAAACAGCUUUUCAGUGCAUGAAUGUGAAUUUGAAUUGCAUUGGUCAAGACCCACAGGAUGUUAAACUGGAAUUAGAGGAAGAUGAAUUUACUGAACUGCUAUU
Messenger RNA from Sinocyclocheilus grahami, 3671 nucleotides. RefSeq names its product dematin-like. Bases 658 to 1878 code for a protein of 406 amino acids. NCBI's taxonomy places the organism in Eukaryota, Metazoa, Chordata, Actinopteri, Cypriniformes, Cyprinidae. The transcript is spliced from 17 exons. The record is from RefSeq and is a predicted model, not a curated record. Gene Ontology annotation, molecular function: actin filament binding. Gene Ontology annotation, cellular component: plasma membrane; actin cytoskeleton. Gene Ontology annotation, biological process: actin filament bundle assembly; lamellipodium assembly; cytoskeleton organization.